This is a messenger RNA of Fusarium keratoplasticum, 1278 nucleotides long. RefSeq names its product NAAA-beta domain-containing protein. The coding region runs from base 1 to 1278 and encodes 425 amino acids. Gene Ontology annotation, molecular function: hydrolase activity, acting on carbon-nitrogen (but not peptide) bonds. NCBI's taxonomy places the organism in Eukaryota, Fungi, Ascomycota, Sordariomycetes, Hypocreales, Nectriaceae. The record is from RefSeq and is a predicted model, not a curated record. The transcript has a single exon.
AUGUCGACAGCCGCCGAGAUCCCCAGAUUCGUGGUCGACCUCUCGCAGCCGCCAGAGGAGCGCUAUGCACACAUCGUGCCUCAUUUCCAAGGCUCCGAUAUCUCAUGCAACAUAAACACUGUUUUCAACGACCUUCUCAAAGACCUGCUUGGCCAGACUUUUGGAAAGUUUAUGGCUUCUGUAUCCCCACGUAUCCUGCGCCGAGUAUACAUGCCAGAGGAGAAUGCCGAGUUGAGGGGGAUAUCCAAGGCCAUGGGCGUUCCCAUGCACGCUCUAGUCGCCUUCAAUGUUCUUCUGGAUAUAUUGCUAGGAUGCACCAGCGGCGGUGUACGUACCUUGAACCUAGCCGAUGGUCCAGACCAGCAAUCAAGCCGCAUGCUUCACUUCCGGACUCUCGACUGGGGCAUGGAUCUUCUGAGGCAGAUCAUUGUUGAGCUUGACUUUGUUCGGAAAACUGGAGGCCCCGUGAUUGCGACCACAGUCACCUAUCUCGGCUAUGUUGGAGUCUUGACAGGAGUCAGAAAGGGUCUUAGCAUGGGCUUGAACUUUCGGCCAUACCAUUGCAGAGACACCUUGAGACAACGCGUCUCCUUCAGAAUGCACCAGGUCAAGGUGAUUCUUGGUAAAAGAAGAUCCAUCUCAAGCGUCUUGCGAGGUUUACUACUAGAUCCCACUCCCGGGGAAGACAUCCUGACCCAUCAAGAGCCCGACACCGACGCGACAGCAUCAGAAAUCCAAGACUGUCAUAUUCAGGAAAUAUUGAAGACACUUUCCGCCUCCAGAUCAACUGCAGCCUACCUUGUCUUUUGCACACCUGAAAGAGUCUACGUUGUCGAAAAGGAUGAUCGCAAAUCGCUUGUUCGCGACUCUGAUACCUUCCUAACAGCAUUCAACCACGACGGCCACGACGAAAAGGAUCCUACGAAGCUCCAACAGGCCGCUGCAGACCUAGCCUCGGGAGACGACGGAACCGCAAUGGCAGCGCUCGUUGAUGGCUCGUUGGAGAGGAAGGAUCAUCUAGACCGCCUCUGGAAAAAGCGAGUCAAAAAGUGUCAACGACGGUUCGGCCAUCAAGAUCCAAUCAUCACUUUCCGCGAUAUCCUCCGAUUCCUACAAGAUGACAACAUACUGGUUGAUGAAACGCAUUAUGCAGUUAUCAUGGACCCAGGAAAUGGCAAGAUGCUUUGGCGAAGGCUCUACAAAGCUGAGGAGUCAACCGAUGACUCUAGUCAGGAUGAAAAUGAUGACGGACAGGAGUCGGUAAUUUUGACUGAUUGA